Messenger RNA from Saccharomyces eubayanus, 2679 nucleotides. It is a transcript of the gene VID22, whose product is annotated as Vid22p. Bases 1 to 2679 code for a protein of 892 amino acids. The transcript has a single exon. NCBI's taxonomy places the organism in Eukaryota, Fungi, Ascomycota, Saccharomycetes, Saccharomycetales, Saccharomycetaceae. The record is from RefSeq and is a predicted model, not a curated record.
AUGAGAACAAUGGAAACGCAGGUGCAGGGUGCCGACAGGGGGCUGGUGUUGCCCCCAAUGAACUCAACGGUGUCGACGGCGACGGCGGCUACCACGGUCACGAAUACGGACACAGAUACAGAUGGAGAUGAGGAGGACGAAGACGAGGACGAGGACGAGGACGAGGAUGAGCCAUUGGUGGAGGACGGCGGCGUCGAAUGGGUGCCCGCGUACAUGCUGACCAGGGAAAAGUCGCACUACUUGGGCCACUUCCUUGGGGCCAACAAGAUGCUGGAGGCCGUGAAGUGCAAGCAUUGCGACGUGGUGAUUAGACGGCAGGCGAGCAGCACGAGCAUGGCCGUGGCGUGCCAGGAACAUCUGCGGAGCGUACACAGGAUAGACCCGAAUGCCAAUUACUACGGUGGGUGGUCCAAUACAGACGCUGGCGCCACCUCCAUGACAAGGCCGCCUUUGAAGAACCACCAGGGCGGAGUUAGCAACACUGCGACAAGCAGCAUUGUAAACCUUCUGGAAAUAGACGAGGACCUUCUAAAGCGGACGAAAGAGAGAGAAAUGGCUUUGCCUCUUGUGCAAUCGCUCGCUAUCAUUAUCGCGUCGGAGAACUUGCCCCUGUCGUUUGUAGACAACUCUGCUGUGCGUCUCUUGAUCAACCAGAACGCCAACUCACUAAGCUUCAUCGAUCACGAUUUGAUCCUGAACACAAUCAGGUCCAUUGCGUACAAUCUUGACCGAAUCAUCCAAAGGACGGCGUUGCGUAACAACUCAGACUUGUCGUUGAUCAUCGACAAGAAUUAUUUGUUGCUAGACCCGACAGAAAGGUCCAAUCAACUGUCGAAUAGAUUGAAAAACCAACUGUUUGAGAUGCAGAAGAUCAAUUUUUUUUCCUUAAGCCAUUCCAUUUGGAAUAACAUAACCUCCAUCUUGAGCAUUCAAUACUAUGACGAUUUCCAUUCCCAAGUGAAGAUUUUGCCCCUGAUCAUCCAAAACCUACACGAAUUCGACAACGAUCCUAAACUGUCCAUUCCAGCGCAAUUGUUCAAAAUAUCACAGGAGUUACCUGGGUUGCAGAACACGGUAAUCUCCAUGACUUUGCCAAGGCCCCAACUAAUAGAUCUUUUGAACGUCAUGGACAGCCAGCCCUUUUUCCCUAAUUCGUAUACGAAUGCCAAGAACUAUUACCAUAACUGUAUCAUUUCCAUUAUAAAUUCGGCAAUGCUACCAUUAUUUGGUACUUCUAAAUCCACUGAUAUCAAGUAUCCGGUACCAUCAUCUACCAAGGAACCACUGACUCUUUUAGACUCUUUGAUCGAUUUAUCGAAUAUAGACAUUUCAAACACAAUUUUCUCGAAAAUAAAUUCUUUCCUAGAUGAGUUGCAAUCAAAUCCGUGGCAACUAGAUAAAUUCCGCUCACUAUGCGGGAAAUUCGGAUUCGAAUUCAAAUGUCAUAGAUUCAGCAUAUCUCGUUAUUCUACUGCCACGGUUUCAUUGCAAAACUUCUUAAAUUUACGUCCUAUAAUAGAAGAAUACCAAUCCACCAUUCAAAUUGAUAAAUUCAACGAAAUCGAUUUCCAAAUAAUAGACUAUUUAUUAGCCACUUUAAAUUCUAUCAAUAGAAUACUAGAGUUCUUUACCUCUUCCAAAAAUUUGAAUUUCACAUACGUUUUGUUUGCCAUUAUGUCUAUUGAAAAACACUUACUAUCUACUUUGAGUACUCUACAAUUUCAAAGGUUGAUUGCGCCAUUUGAAGCAUUUUUGUCAAAGAUCCAAGAAUUUAAAACAAUUCUAUUUUCAGAUGACAUGAAUCUCUUGGCGAUGUUUUUGUGCCCUGCAAUUUUAUUUGAAAGAGAAGUUCUGGAGUAUUCUUUCCAUACAAUUUCACUUUCUGAAAUAGUAGACAAACUUUCCACACUAAUUUUCACUUUGCUGAAAAGAUUUUUGAAUUUGCAAACAAUAGGUAAUGUGAACAACGAUAAUAACCCCUCUAAUAACAACCACAUGAACAAUCACAAUGGCGACAAUAACAACGUUUCAAGUUCAAAUACACCAGCAUCAAGAAUAAAUAUAGAGUCUAAUAGUGGACGAAGCUCAGCCUCACCCGCACAACAGCCACACGAAAACAACAACAAUAACAACAAUAACAUGCCAUUCAAUUCCCUCAAUGAUACUCAUCAACUAUCAGACUCCACCAUCUCGAGCGAAAUAGACACAAUAUUUUUGCAAACCAUCCAAGAAGAUUUAUACGAAUAUUUAAGUACGGUGAAUUCUAUUGUACCUAUAUCAUAUAGAUCAUAUUGUGAACAGAGUAGUUUCGUGAGAGAUAAUGGUCGUUUCAAAAAGAGAAUCAUAACUGAAGAUUCUAUAUUAGGCGAGUUAGAGCAACCAAUGAACUUCAUCGAGGAGUUACUAGACAUACACGUUCCCGUAUGUAGUGCAUUUUGGGACCAAUUUUUGGAUAACGAUGCUGGACCAAUAAUUAGAGUAUUAUUCAAGAUGAUGCAAUGUCAGUCUUCUUCAUCCAUCAGGGAAGAAUAUUCAUUUUUGAAUGACUUCGUUCCAAGAGUACAUCCUGAUUUGACUCAAGAAAUCAUUAAGAUCAAAUUAUUUAAUGAUCAAUUCGUGGCCAGUAAAGUGGACUACGAUUUAGACACUUUGCAAACUGCAAGCCAAUAUAUUCCGUAG